Messenger RNA from Mycena indigotica, 891 nucleotides. RefSeq names its product Endoglucanase V-like protein. The coding region runs from base 1 to 891 and encodes 296 amino acids. Lineage: Eukaryota; Fungi; Basidiomycota; Agaricomycetes; Agaricales; Mycenaceae. The transcript is spliced from 6 exons. The record is from RefSeq and is a predicted model, not a curated record.
AUGCUCUCGCUUCACAUCCUCGUUUUGACGAUCGUACCGACCGCUUUUGCGGCUUCUGGAGGCUAUGUUCAACUUCCAGGCCCAGGCAAUGCAUCUUUCACAAUGUACACCGGAUGCUCUCAGCCAGCUUGUGGAGUCGCUGCCAAUGGGUUCACAGCCGCCAUAAGUCAACUCGCAUUCGGCUCCGCACCAGGCAUUGGCCCAGGCAUAUCAGACUUGUCUUGCGACGCAUGUGGCCGAUGCUUCUCCUUAACGGGCAAUCAUGAUCCCUUCUCCCCUUCUUAUACUGGACCUUUUGGCAAAACCAUCGUUGUUAAAGUCACCGAUAUGUGUCCGGUCGCAGGGAACCAGGAAUGGUGCGGACAAACCGCUACAAGCGCCAAUAAUCAACACGGAAUGCCCGUUCACUUCGAUAUCUGUCAAGACACUGGUGGGGCGGCCCAAUUUUUUCCCUCUGGUCAUGGUGCUCUCACAGGCACUUUCCAAGAAGUCAGCUGUAGUUCAUGGUCAGGAAGUGACGGGAGUCCACUCUGGAAUGGCGCAUGCAUAAGCGGAGAGAGUGCUCCGUUAUGGCCGAGCACAGGCUGCGGAAACCAGGGGCUCGCUCCUGGUGCAUCUGGUCAGCAAUCCAGCAUCAACCAGCUCCAAACCUACGACGGGAACGACGACGACCACGAGUACACAACCCAGCACUACUGGCUGUUCAGUUUCCAAGUGCGCGAAUCGCUUCGAUCAAUGCGGAGGAACGGGUUAUACUGGGCCCACAGUUUGCAUCUCACCGUACAAUUGCGUUGCUGUUUCACCGCCUUAUUACUCACAAUGUCUCUAAAAAUGAUUGAACAGCUGGAGCUUGAAAGCGAUACAUGUAGUCUAUUGUCUUUGUUUCUUUGA